Molecule: messenger RNA, 2070 nt
Organism: Cyanidioschyzon merolae strain 10D
Lineage: Eukaryota; Rhodophyta; Bangiophyceae; Cyanidiales; Cyanidiaceae
Exons: 1
Coding region: 1-2070 (689 amino acids)
Biological process (GO): protein histidyl modification to diphthamide
Molecular function (GO): diphthine-ammonia ligase activity
Source: RefSeq, a predicted model, not a curated record
AUGCGCCUCAUUGCGCUUCUGAGCGGCGGCAAGGACUCGCUCUAUGCAGCGAUCUACGCUCAGUACGUACUCGGUCAUGAAAUCGUCGCUGCAGUCAACCUGUACCCAACUGGUCCUGAGCGACCUCCUGAGGCGGUUGCAGGUACAGACCUUGUCGCGUGGACAGACGAAGUCGACUCGGCCAUGUUCCAGAGCGUCGGUGCGCACGUCGUGGGAGCAGCGUACGCAGACUGUUUGCCGUCCAGUAUCCGGUGGUAUCGCGCAGCUUUCGAGGCGCUCGAAUUUCACACCGACCAUGGCCUGCGUUAUCGUCUGGCGCCACAUGCUUCUGCUUUAGAGACACCUGCAGACGAAGUUGCGACGCUGCAUCGAGUCGUGGGCGCGCUUCUGGACAACUUUGAAGUACAGGGCCUGGCGCGACCCGAAGGCCUCCUCUCGGGGGCGAUUCUCUCCGACUACCAACGCCUGCGCAUAGAGCACGUGGCUAGUCAGCAUCAGCUGGUGUCGGUGGCUCCGUUGUGGCGUCGUGACGCCCGCGAACUCUUCGAUUCUAUCUGUGCACUGGGUAUCGAGGCCAUCAUUGUCAAAGUGGCGUCCCUGGGUCUCGACAUGGCUCAUCUAGGGAAAUCCCUGUACCAAGUACGCGAGCACCUGAUGCAACUUGAGACGCGGUACGGGGUGCACUGCCUGGGUGAAGGCGGCGAAUACGAGACGCUGGUGCUUGACAGCCCCUGGUUCCGUCAGCGUCUUGUCAUUGAUGCCUCCAGUCCGGUAGAUCAUGGUUCUGGAAGCGCCUACCUUCGCAUCGAGCGCUUCCACUGCGAAGAAAAACCAGCCGCGAUGCGCGCUGACCAGCAGGCUCAGUUUUCAGACUGGAUGCAACGGGAACGAGCGCGGCCUCUCUGGGUAUUUCCUCUUCCAUUGAACGGAAUAUCUUUCCGAAAGUCGAUACCCACCGUGCUUGCACCGGCUGGAGACGCGAACGCUUCCGCCGCCGAGCGUACUCCUCGCUCGCCGAUGUUUCAGGUGCGCUAUCGAGAGAGGCUCUGGCAUCUUUCAGAUGAUCAUAGGUUUUAUGUCGCGGUUUGUUGGGUGGAGUCUUCCGCCGAUGUCGCGACGCAUCCGACUGAUCCCCGGUGUGCUGUACUUGCACCUCCUGGCGAGGCUGCGCGCCAAACUGAGCUGCUCCUGCUGCACCUGCGCCAGCGCUGGCCCGAUGCAGCUUGUCGACCGUUCCAGUGCCUCCUUUUCCUUGCGAAUAUGCAGGACUUUGCCGCAGUGAAUGCAGUCUACGCUCAUUAUUUUGCUGCAGAGGAUGCACCUCCGGUUCGGUGCUGUGUGCAGGUCGCGUCGUUACCGCACCCGACCAGCCUCGUGCAGCUGGAGGUUUUUGCCGAGUCCGUGGACUUGCAUGGCAAAGGCAUUCACGUCCAGAGUCUGUCGCUGUGGGCCCCGGCGUGUAUUGGACCGUACAGUCAGGCUCGCAUCCAGCAUCAGGGGACGACCCUGUACUUGUCAGGCAUGCUGGCGCUUUUCCCUGGUACAGGCGAGAUUCCCGAAGGCCUCUCGCUGCCUGCUCAGAUAGAAGCCUGUCUAUGGAAUGCAAAUCGCGUCGUAGAAGCACUCGAUGAUCGCGGCAUGAAGAGGCCCUGGCAGUGUCGUCUCUGUAUCGCGUGGUACAAGGCAGGCUCGCGCGACAGCGCUGAGACGCACGGCCGCCUCAUCCACGAGAUGCUGCACAAGCGUCUGCCACGAGCGCAGCGCUUUGUUCUUGGGGUUCCGCAGCUGCCCCGGAACGCGCUCGUUGAACUGCAGUUCGUUUACGAACGGCGUGAAGCGGAAUUCCAUGGGACGCACUGCCCUGUAAUACCCCAGAUUGCGCACGACUUCCUGAGCUGGGACACGGAAGACUUCGAGGGCGCUCCCCAGAAGCUGGAUGCUUCACCAGGGUCAUCGUUUCAUGUUUGCAUCCCCGUGCUGAUUCCGCAUUCAGUGUACGGCAGUGCCUGUACCCGACUCCGUUGCUACCUGCCACCGGGAAAGGCUCCCGAUAAACCCAGUGCUCUCUGA